Cucurbita moschata (crookneck pumpkin) is the source of this 4301-nucleotide messenger RNA. RefSeq names its product pentatricopeptide repeat-containing protein At2g03880, mitochondrial. The transcript is spliced from 5 exons. The record is from RefSeq and is a predicted model, not a curated record. Gene Ontology annotation, biological process: RNA modification. Gene Ontology annotation, molecular function: RNA binding; zinc ion binding; protein binding. Bases 426 to 2873 code for a protein of 815 amino acids. NCBI's taxonomy places the organism in Eukaryota, Viridiplantae, Streptophyta, Magnoliopsida, Cucurbitales, Cucurbitaceae.
UUUAGCUAAAACCCCUAAAACCUCUGCAGCGAACUUGGACGUCGUCGACGAACUCACAGAGGCCCGUCCACGACAUCCACCUCCGACAGGGUUCUCUGCAACGAACUAUCUGUGCGACGGCGACGCGAUUCUCGACGGUGGGGCGAUAACAAGGGUAUUCUUUAACGAAUCUGAAAUUGCUUUGGUUUAUGUAUAACGCUUCGUUUGACUUCAAAUCUGAACAAUUAUGGUCUAUGAUUGAUUUUGGCUGGAGGUUCAGGCAAUAGUUCUGAAAGAAGUGAAGUUGAGCAUUAUGGUACGAGACAUUGAAAGAUGUUAAAAACUUGUUAGUUUAUCUCAAGAAUCGUUUGUAAGAAAUUUCUUCUACUGAAUUGUGUAAGUUGUUAUGUUUUCACAUUAUUGUUAUCAUAGUUCUAUUGGAAAAUAUGGGCUGUUACACUUGGGCACCAAGAAGAAGGUGCUUAUGUUUACAAUAUAUUUUCAAACUUCAAACUCUUUCACCAAGUGCUUCGUUCCGUUUCAUCCACAACUUUGUGUAUGAUUCAUCGAAUUUUGUCUCCAAUCAGCGUCUGAGUGAGUUAUCUAAAGAUGGCCGAGUUGAUGAAGCGCGUAAGUUGUUUGAUCACAUGCCUUACCGGGACACGUACACAUGGAAUAUUAUGAUUUCAGCUUAUGCGAAUUCAAGAAACAUGGUCGAAGCUCGCAAGCUUUUCGACGAAACUCCAACUAAAAAUUCUAUCACUUGGUCAUCCCUGGUAUCUGGAUAUUGCAGAAAUGGGUGUGAAGUUGAAGGCUUGAGGCUGUUCAGCCAAAUGUGGAGUGAGGGACAGAAGCCAAGUCAAUACACAUUGGGCAGUGUUUUACGAGCAUGUUCGACUUUGGGUUUGCUCCAUAGUGGCAAAAUGAUUCAUGGCUAUGUAACAAAAAUACAAUUAGAAGCAAAUAUCUUCGUUGCUACCGGUCUUGUCGACAUGUAUUCCAAGUGUAAGUGUCUCCUGGAGGCUGAAUUCCUCUUUGUAUCAUUGUCUGAUAGGAAAAACUAUGUUCUAUCGACCGCUAUGCUCACCGGUUAUGCUCAAAAUGGCGAGAGUUUGAAGGCAAUGCAGUGUUUUAAGGAGAUGAGAAUACAGAAAAUGGAGUCUAACCAUUUCACAUUUCCCAGCAUAUUGACAGCAUGUACAGCAAUUUCAGCUUAUUCUUUUGGUCAGCAGGUACAUGGAUGUAUUAUUUUGAGUGGUUUUGGUGCUAAUGUUUAUGUUCAAAGUGCAUUAGUUGAUAUGUAUGCGAAAUGUGGCGACUUGAAUAGUGCGAGGAUGCUACUAAAUAUCAUGGAAAUCGAUGAUGUUGUAUGCUGGAACUCGAUGAUUGUCGGGUGUGUGGCACACGGACAUAUGGAGGAAGCUCUAGUUUUGUUCCAUAAGAUGCAUAAUCGGGAUACUGUAAUCGACGAUUUCACGUACCCGUCUGUUUUGAAAUCUCUGGGUACUUGCAGGGACCUGAAAAAUGGAGAAUCUGUUCAUUCUCUGAUAAUGAAAACUGGUUUUGAUGCUUGCAAAACAGUGAGCAAUGCGCUUGUUGAUAUGUAUGCUAAACAGGGAAACUUGAAUUGUGCAUUAGAGGUUUUCAAUAAGAUAUCAGAUAAAGAUGUCAUAUCUUGGACCUCCUUGGUCACGGGAUAUGUUCAUAAUGGCUUCCAUGAAAAAGCUCUCAAGUUAUUCUGUGACAUGAGAAUUGCAGGUGUUGAUCUAGACCAAUUCGUAAUUGCCUGUGUCUUUAGUGCUUGUGCUGAACUAACGAUUAUCGAGUUUGGUCGACAGGUUCACGGAAACUUCAUCAAAUCAAGCGUUGGUUCACUGUUAUCUGCAGAGAACUCUCUCAUAACAAUGUAUGCCAAAUGUGGAUGCUUAGAAGAUGCAACUCGAGUCUUUGACUCGAUGGGAACUCGAAAUGUCAUAUCAUGGACUGCUAUAAUAGUUGGUUAUGCACAGAAUGGGAGAGGGAAGGACUCGCUUCGUUUUUACGACCGGAUGAUAAUCGAUGGCGUAAAGCCUGACCCUGUUACUUUCAUUGGUUUGUUGUUUGCUUGCAGCCAUGCAGGUCUUGUAGAAACUGGUCGAUCUUACUUCGAAUCAAUGGAGAAAGUUUAUGGAAUAAAGCCGGGUUCUGAUCAUUAUGCUUGCAUGAUUGAUCUACUGGGACGUGCUGGAAAGCUUAACGAGGCAGAGGAGUUAUUGAAUCGAAUGGACGUUGAGCCCGACGCAACUGUAUGGAAGUCGUUACUUUCGGCCUGUCGGGUUCAUGGGAACUUAGAACUUGGAGAAAGGGCGGGGAAAAACCUCAUUAAGUUGGAGCCUUUGAAUUCUCUGCCUUAUGUUUUAUUGUCCAAUAUGUUCUCUGUUGCUGGUAGAUGGGAAGAUGCAACACAUAUACGUAAUUCAAUGAAAAGAAUGGGUAUUAACAAGGAGCCUGGGUAUAGUUGGAUUGAAAUGAAGAGCCAAGUGCAUUCAUUUAUAUCAGAAGAUAGAAGUCACCCUUUGGCUGCUGAAAUAUAUUCUAAGAUUGAUGAAAUGAUGAUCUUAAUAAAGGAAGCUGGGUAUGUUCCCGUUAUGAACUUCGCGUUACAUGACAUGGACGAAGAGGCUAAGGAACGUAGUUUAACAUAUCAUAGCGAAAAGUUGGCUGUUGCGUUUGGACUCCUUGCAGUCCCGAAUGGAGCGCCGAUUCGAAUUUUCAAAAAUCUUAGGGUAUGUGGGGACUGUCACUCAGCUAUGAAAUAUAUAUCUAGCGUUUUUAAGCGGCAUGUUAUUUUGAGAGACUUGAAUUGUUUCCAUCACUUCAAAGAGGGAAAAUGUUCCUGUGGAGACUUCUGGUAAGGGAGGUGUUUCACCACUUUUUAAGGAGGAUCGGAAACCAGCUAAGGCACCGUAGCAUCCCCUAAAGGCGUAAUUGACAGGUACUAUUCUAUCUGCCCAUUGAGUCAUCUCGUGUCAUUGUUGACCCACCUUGGAGAAUGAAAUUGAAAUAUAUAUCUAGCAUUUUUAAGCGACAUGUUCUUUUGAGAGACUUGAAUUGUUUCCAUCACUUCAAAGAGGGAAAAUGUUCUUGUCGAGACUUCUGGUAAGGGAGUUAAGGAGGAUCGGAAACCAGCUAAGGCACCGUAGCAUCCCCUAAAGGCGUAAUUGACAGGUACUAUUCUAUCUGCCCAUUGAGUCAUCUCGUGUCAUUAUUGACCCACCUGGAGAAUGAAAUUGAAAUAUAUAUCUAGCAUUUUUAAGCGACAUGUUCUUUUGAGAGACUUGAAUUGUUUCCAUCACUUCAAAGAGGGAAAAUGUUCUUGUGGAGACUUCUGGUAAGGGAGGUGCAUCGGAAACCAGCUAAGGGACCGUAGCGUCCCCUAAAAGCGUAACUGACAGGUUCUAUUCUAUCUGCCCAUCCGAGUCAUCCUGUGUCGUUGUUGACCCACCUUGGAGAAUGAAACUUAAAUAUAUAUCUAGUGUUUUUAAGCGGCAUGUUCUUUUGAGAGACUUGAAUUGUUUCCAUCACUUCAAAUAGGGAAAGUGUUCUUGUGGAGACUUCUGGUAAGGGAGGUGUAUCGGAAGCCAGCUAAGACACCGUAGCGUCCCCUGAAGAUGUAACUGUCAGGUUCUGUUCUAUUUGCCCAUCCGAGUGAUCCCGUGUCUUUGUUGACCCACCUUGGAGAAUGAAACUACUAUUUCUUGAUGAAUGAAACUACUAUUUCUUGAUGAUACCUGAGUUUUCCUAUUAGCACAACUCAAGCAAGCUAAGAAUGGUGGUAGUCAUUUCCUGAUCCUGAUAAGAAUUAACUCCUAAAUCCUUCACUUUGAAGCUUAAUCCUACCAUCUCUUUGUCCAACAACUCCGUUCAGGCGAAACCGCGGUGGUCCGUUCAGACAGGAUUCUUCACUAGGCUUGUCAGGAUGCUCAGGGAGAUGUCAAAAAGUGAUGUCUGUGAGUAUCUUCUUAGGCUUCUCGAACGCUCGAGACAACCUUGCUAUUAUCGACAAGCUUCUUCUAUACUCGAACCUUGUGGAAACUGAUAAGAGUUCUCAACGAACUCAAAGAGGCAUUGUUGAUGUGUGAUUUCGGGUUACCGAUCACUAUUACGAUUGUGACGAGCUUCCAUGAUGACAUAUUGGCAGGGAAGCGUAAGUCGGGUCGUGAAAUAAAGGAGAUGUGAGAUCUCCACAUCAGUUAGGAAGGAGAACCAAGGUGUAGAAACCUCCUCUUCCUCGCAACCCCAUUUUAAAAUCGUAAGAUUGACGACAAUACGUAAUUGGCCAA